GCUCCCUCCGGCUCGCAUUGGCGCACUAAUGAGGCGGUGGUCCUCCCCCCCGGCGCAAGCUGUUGUCUCUCUCUUGUGUGGUUUUGAGUUUUUGAUCCAUCUCCCACAUUACCCAUCCAUCACAAUGUCUGACGUCCAGGUCGAGAAGGCUUUCCAGAAGCAGCACGGUAUUUCCCUGAUCAACAUCAAGAAGUACGGUGUCAAGAAGGCUUCUUCCACCCGCUUCUACAAGAACGUUGGUCUCGGUAUCCGCACCCCCACUGAGGCUAUCAAGGGCAACUACAUCGACAACAAGUGCCCCUUCACCUCUGAUGUCUCCAUCCGCGGUCGCAUUCUGUCCGGUGUCGUCGCCUCCACCAAGAUGAACCGCACCAUCACCGUCCGCCGUGACUACCUCCACUACGUCCGCAAGUACUCUCGUUACGAGAAGCGCCACCGCAUGAUCUCUGCUCACUGCUCUCCCGCUUUCCGUGUCGACGAGGGUGACAUCGUCACUGUUGGCCAGUGCCGCCCCCUCUCCAAGACCGUCCGCUUCAACGUCAUCCGCAUUGACCGCAAGGCCACCGGUGCCCAGAAGCAGUUCACCAAGUUCUAAAUUGGUCCCCGAACUCUCUGACGGGUGCUGUGUCGUCGUCGCGCGCGCGUGCGCGUGUGUUGUGUGAGUGUGCGUCCCCUCCUCUCGCUCGCGCGUGCGCGCGCGCGCGCACAGGCACGGGUCCCCCCGCCCUCCCCCUGUGCGUGUGCGUGUGCGUGUGCGGCGCGUCGUGUGUCCGCGCCUCCUCCUCCCUCCACACGUGCGUGUGCGUGUCACGCUGACGGUUGGGCGUUGUCCUUGUCUUUGGUGCUCGGACGCGGCCGCCCCUCGCGCGCGCGAGAGCCGCAUGCUUGCCAUUUUCACAAUAAAAGUGUGUACCCUC
Messenger RNA from Fonticula alba, 917 nucleotides. Its product is annotated as 30S ribosomal protein S11e. Gene Ontology annotation, cellular component: cytosolic small ribosomal subunit; ribosome. The record is from RefSeq and is a predicted model, not a curated record. Gene Ontology annotation, molecular function: structural constituent of ribosome. The transcript has 4 exons. NCBI's taxonomy places the organism in Eukaryota, Rotosphaerida, Fonticulaceae. Gene Ontology annotation, biological process: translation. The coding region runs from base 29 to 595 and encodes 188 amino acids.